Messenger RNA from Exaiptasia diaphana, 7332 nucleotides. Its product is annotated as sushi, von Willebrand factor type A, EGF and pentraxin domain-containing protein 1. The coding region runs from base 45 to 7220 and encodes 2391 amino acids. The record is from RefSeq and is a predicted model, not a curated record. Lineage: Eukaryota; Metazoa; Cnidaria; Anthozoa; Actiniaria; Aiptasiidae. Gene Ontology annotation, molecular function: calcium ion binding. The transcript is spliced from 35 exons.
GCGAGCACUGUGGAAGCUUAGGGUUUGAGAAGGUAUUUUCAGCCAUGAUUUGGGUGCUGCUUUUUCCAGUGCUUUUCGCAAAUGUCAACGCUUUUCUAGGCAAUCCUGAUGUCAUUUUAAAAUCGUUCAAAGAAAAGUAUAACAAUAGUCAAUCAGAUUUGAUCUUUCUGCUCGAUGUCUCUGGAAGUGUAUCAAAUUAUGGUUUCCGAACCGAAAAGAUCUUCGUUGAUAAUUUGCUGAAUGAGUUCAGCGUUGCACCCUAUUCAACUCGUGUUGCCGUAAUUACUUUUGGAAAAGUGGUCAAAACAGAUAUCGACUACAUCGAUGUCGACCCUGGCGAUCGAACAAAAAACAAAUGCGAAUUCAAGCCAUUUUUCAAACACAGAAUCAAGCAUAGAUGGGGCUCAAGAACAGACAUGGAAGCAGCCUUCCAGCGUACAAUGGACGUACUACAGAGCGCUAUGAACAAGGGACGAAAGAGACUUAACGUUCAUACYGUGACGAUGAUGAUAACGGAUGGCUGGUGGAACCCUCGAGACCCUAGAGCCAAAGCCAAUCGUUUAAAAUCGACUUACAAAAACGAACUUUUCAUGGUUGGUGUUGGCGGCUACAAUAAAUGGCAGCUUCAAUCGCUGGCAACCACUUAUUCACACGUACUGGAAUUUCAAUCUUUUCACAAAUUCAAAGAACUUGCUAUGUUUAUCAGAGGAGAUGCGCAUGAUCGAGUAUACAUGGAAAUGCCGAAUAARUGCACAGCCAACCAAGGGUGUGAUAUCAACGGCUUCUGCGCAUGCGGUACUGUGAGUGGUAUUUACCAGUGCGUUUGUAAGGCYGGCUACGGUGGAACAGGCGUGAAAGGACAAUGUUUUAAAUGUCAAAGAGCGACAUACAAACGUUGGCCAAGUCCAGAAAGAUGCACAGAGUGUCCAGCCAACUCUACAACUGCUGGAGUGGGAAGUACAAGCAUCAAAGAUUGCGUCUGUUUCGAAGGAUUUGUUGGUUCACCCGAGGCCAAAAUCCCAUGUAAACCAAUCAGUUGUGGAGCUCUACCAGUACCUACCAACGGCAGAUUAAUCGCUCCUUGUGGGGAAGUAUACAAACAAACUUGUGAUUUCCAGUGCAAUGUUGGCUAUAACAUGGUAGGAUCUCGAUCAAGAACAUGUCAGAAAACAGGACAAUGGAGUGGAGAAUCAACCUCAUGUCAAGCCGUAAUAUGUGCCGCCCUACCACUAAUACCUCACGGCAGCAAAACUUGCACUGGAACCAAAUAUGGACAUCACUGUACGUUUGCAUGUGAUCAAGGAUAUGACCUUCAGGGAAGUGCAAAGAGGACAUGCCAACUCGAUGGAACUUGGACAGGRACCUCAUCAAGUUGCAAAGUUAAACUUUGCCCAGCCUUACGCAAGCUUGCCUUUGGGACUGUUCUUCCCGGUGAUUGCGUAACAAAACCACAGCCUUAUGGCCAAGGYUGCGUCAUGAAGUGCGCGCAAGGCUAUCAAAUUGACAACUCUGCUCCACUGACGUGUGGUAUUGAUGGACAGUGGAAAGGGAAGUUUCCGACAUGUACAGAUAUUCGCCCGCCUGUAAUCACUUGCCCUCGUUCUAUCAAUGGCAACACUGACCCAGAAGCCCCAACUAAGAUGGUGACAUGGAGUCUACCAACAGCCUCCGAUAACGCACAGCUUCACGAUCCUAAUGCCACACCUAAAAUAACUAGUUCUCACCCCCAUGUUAAAUCUCCGUACGAGUUUGCAAUAGGAACAACGCGUAUUGUGUACACUGCUACUGAUAAGACCGGUCUUACUGCAUCCUGCACCUUCACCAUUUCUGUUGUAGACAACGAGAAACCAUUUAUUUCAUGCCCGGACAACAUUCAGGCAACUAAAAAGGUUGAUGUUCCAAAAACCAAUGUUUACUGGAAGCCUCCUAUUACGUUUGACAAUUCACGUCUGCCUGUUAAAGUAUUCACACAAUCAGUCAACGGCUCUUCCUUCCCAGAAGGAGCACACACUAUCACAUAUACCGCAGUAGAUGCAGUCGGUAACAAAAACAAAUGUACAUUUGUUAUUCAAGUGUCAGGAACGAACUGUAAGCCAUACGAUCCUCCAAUCAAUGGCAAUAUAGUCUGUGAGUCCAAAGCUGCGUGGGGAGGUGACCAAUGCACUCCAAUGUGUAAUUCUAAGUUUGACUUUGCUCGAGUUCCUGCCCAGUUUUACCUAUGUAUGUACAGUGGAUAUUGGUACCCAUUUGACCAGAGACCCAAUGUGCAAGUAACAAUGCCUUGGCCUGACUGCACAAGUUCGUUUGAUCCAAAUGCCGUCAAGGGAAUGGAAUGGCAAUACUUCACUGGUGACUGCAAUAGCCCGGCAGCGCAAAAACAAGCUAAGGAUAACUUUAUUCGGGGAGUGCAAGAAGUUCUUGGUAACGGCGAUCCCAACUUCUGUAAGAACAUGGGUGUUUGCGAAAUGGAGAAGAUAAGAGUGAUCUGUGGUAAAGUACAAGCCAGAAAACGAAGUGUUAGCCAUACCAACGUACUCAAGAUAGACGUCCAGCUCGAUGUUCUCAGCAAUGGCAGAAGCUAUAGCGAGGUCCAGAAACAAAUGGACGACUUUAUGAUAAAACUGCGUGCAGCAAAGUAUGGAAAACUUAGAACCCUUAAUGUCCAAGGAAUGAACAGCCAGUUUAAAGCUCUAAUUGAACAGAAUGUACAGCGCCAAUGCAGGAAUGGAACAGUUUACGAAAUGAACACUGAAAAAGCACAGAAGUGCCAGAGUUGCCCAAGUGGUACAUAUUACGACUCUAAUCAGGGCAAAUGUGUAAAAUGUCCUAAAGACACUUAUCAAGACGCUGUUGGUAGUUUGAGCUGCAAGAAAUGUGGACGUGGACUUUUCACCGCCAGUGCUGGAUCUAAGAAAGCUAUAGAUUGUAAAUUACCCUGCCCUGCCGGAGAGCAUUCCCCGACUGGUUUGAUCAGCUGUGUAGCUUGUCCCMUUGGAUAUUACCAGCCUGACAGAAGGCAGACAAGCUGCAGAAAAUGCCCUGGAUCAACGACAACACUUAGGGUUGCUGCUACUUCAAUCAAUGAAUGUGGAAUGCCAUGCAAACCUGGAUCAUAUUCUAAAACAGGAGUCGAACCCUGUACUCUCUGCCCAGUCGGAACUUACCAGCCAAAUAGCAAAGAAAACAAAUGCGUAGACUGUCCUGACGAUAAAUCAACUUAUGGCGUUGGAUCAAGCCAACUUUCGCGAUGUGUUGCAAUUAAUUACUGUGGCUCUAAUCCUUGUAACAACGGUGGCAAAUGUGUGAAUAAUGCUGACGAAUACGAGUGUAAAUGUCCAUCCGGCUAUACCGGCAGACACUGCGAGAUCGAAGAAGAUGAGUGCGUAUCGACCCCGUGCGCAAAAGGAGCCACUUGUGUAGAUAAGGUGAACGGUUAUGUUUGCCUUUGUCCAAGGGGAUAUACAGGUCGUCAUUGUGGUGACAAAGCGGUCGAGUGUUCAUUAAGUCUUUGUAAAAAUGGCGGGAAAUGCGUCGAGACACCUUCAGGUGCAGAAUGUCUGUGUGUUGAUGGUUACUCUGGACAGUUCUGCGAAAGCAAUACCGAUGAAUGCAGUAGCAGACCCUGUAAAAAUGGUGGGCGAUGCACUGACAAAGUUAACGGAUUCUCCUGCGCAUGUCCAAGCGGAUUUACAGGCGAACGGUGUGAACAGAAGACCAACGGCUGUCAAAGCGACUCUUGCUUCAAUGGCGGAGUCUGCAGUGAAACGUCAUAUGGCUUCAAAUGCACAUGUGCAAACGGAUUCGCAGGUCCGCGCUGUGACGUAAAUGUUAAUGAGUGUUCUAGCUCUCCUUGUCAGAACAAUGGAAUGUGCGUUGACAAAGAUGGCAGUUUUACGUGUUUGUGCAGGCCGGGAUACAGUGGAGACAGAUGUCAAGUUGUUGGAUCAUCUGAUUUCGACCUCACUUUCGAGCGAUCAAAAGGACGUACUACUUCGUUUGUUGAUAUGAGACAAGAGCUUCGUGCUUUUACCAUCAGCUUUUGGAUGAAGACCAGUGCUSAAGAAAUCGAUAAUGUAGAUCCUGGAACACCGAUUUCUUAUGCAGCAGAACGUCAAGGUAAAUUACUAGAUAAUGCACUGGUAAUUCAUGAUUAUAAUGGUUUUAACAUUUGGAUCAAUAACGAGAAGGCUGCAACUAACGUUCCUGCUAAUGACGCCAAGUGGCAUCACAUGGCAUUUACAUGGAAGAGCAGUUCUGGGCAAUGGCGUGUUUACAAGGAUGGUGCCAAUGUGAAAUCUAGCUCAGCAGCAUUUCAACAAAAUCAGGUCAUCCCUGCUGGUGGUUUGUUUGCACUUGGUCAAGAACAAGAUGUCUUAGGUGGUAACUUUAGCGCUAAUGAGGCUUUCAUUGGACAAAUGAGUCAAAUGAAUAUCUGGAGCUAUGAGCUUGAUGCUUCUGAUAUCGCUGAAAUGAGUAGACAUGCGGACCACAGGGAUGGUAACGUUGUUGCCUGGAGUGACUUCUUGGUAAAGAUUGACAAGACGGUAAAGAAAACACARCCAUCAGCAGCAAGGCACCAAAAUAAGUGUUGGUCGAAUUGGAUUGAUCGCAAUGACCCCAACUCUGCAGGAGAGAGUGAGAACAACGGCGGUGCGUGUACAUCAUCAUACUAUGACUGCCAGACACUGUCAGGAGAGGGGAAGGAAGACAUAGAAACUGAAUUUACUUGUACUUCAAGCGGAGUCAGUUGUGUAAACAGCAAGGAAAACAUUUGUCCAGAUUUCAAAUUCCGUGCUGUUUGCAAUUGUCCAGUGAACACGGCAUGUAAAACAAAUAGAUGUCAGAACAAUGGUGUUUGUGUCAGUCUUUCUAUUGGUUACAAAUGUAAAUGUCCAGCCGGGUUUGAGGGAAGACACUGUGAGAAAGCAAUAAAUUGUCCAAAUCCCGGUCCACUUGCCAACGGGCAUAUUACUACUUCAUCAUCAACUUUCGGGCCUGGGACUAGGGCAACUUUCACAUGCAAGCAAGGGUACUAUCUCWUUGGUUCUCAAUCCCUGACAUGUCGCUCUGGCAAGUGGCAAGGAUCUAUACCAGUUUGUAGAGAUAUCGACGAGUGCUCUCAAGGGAAAUGUAAGCAUUCAUGCGCUAACUUUGAUGGUGGUUACCGAUGUUCAUGUGCAAAGGGCUACGCACUUCAAAAUGACGGCACUUGCAAAGAUAUCAAUGAGUGCUCAACGCAUGGAAUCUGCGAGCAAAAGUGCAUCAAUGUCAUGGGUGGCUAUAGAUGUUCGUGCUCUGCAGGAUAUAGACUUAAAGGAGGGGCUUGUGAAGAUAUCGAUGAAUGUGCAGCUAAUCAAGGCCGGGGCAGCUGCGAACAGCUUUGCGUAAAUUCUCUAGCUUCGUUCAAGUGUCACUGCAAUAAGGGUUAUACUCUCAACACUGAUGGCAGAACAUGCAGAGCGAUAACUUGCCCCCGCUUAGCAGCACCAUCAAAUGGCAAACGCACUCCCAACAAAGAUGUUGUCAGUCUCGGUAGUAUUAUGCGCUUUGAGUGCAACGAUGGUUAUCGUUUGGUAGGUUCUAGCAUGCGAUCGUGYAUGCCUAAUGGUCAGUGGUCAGGCGUAGCACCAUCAUGCGUCGGCGUCAAGUGCAUUCCCACAAUGGCUCCUUUGAAUGGCUUUGUCCAGCAGUCUCAUCUUCAAUACGGUAGCAAAGCCGUGUAUUCCUGCCGAUCUGGAUUUAGACUUCUUUAUUCAUCACAACGAGUUUGUGGAAAAGAUGGACUUUGGACAAACCAACAACCCUUGUGUAUUCCUGCCCAUUGUCCAGAACCAUCUGCACCUGUACUUGGAAAAGUAGUUGGUCUUCAGCGGAGUCAGGGCGACACUAUUAGAUUUGAAUGUAAAACAGGACAUAGAGUAGAUGGAUCUUCAUUUGCUGUCUGCCAGAGUAAUGGUCAAUGGAGUCAUUCAACGCCCAAGUGCAAAAUCAUUGACUGUGGAAAACCUGCUGCGCUUGCCAAUGGGAUGAUAACUGGAUUGGUGUAUACAUACGGAGCAAAGAUUCAAUAUGCUUGCAACAAAGACUUCCAUUUAUCUGGAUCUAAGGAAAGACAAUGUGAAAGUAAUGGCUUAUGGAGCGACAAGGAUCCUGUUUGCUUGGAGCGUUCUUGUGGUCAUCCUGGUGAACUUGCUAACGGUGUUAUGACAGGAGAAGACUUCACUUACGGCAAGAUAGUUACCUUUAAGUGCAAUGUUGGUUAUGCCCUCAGCGGAUCUGCUUCAAGAACAUGUCAGACUAAUGGACAGUGGACUGGAUCRCAACCAACAUGCAAUGCUGUAAGCUGUGGUAAUCCUGGUGUACCAUCCAACGGCGAAGUAUUUGGUAAAAAGUAUACAUAUGGUGAAAAUCUUCGCUUCKACUGUCUUCCUGGUUAUAGACUUGUUGGAUCAAUAGAUCGGUCAUGUGGUGCUGAUGGACGAUGGACUGGAACUCAACCUCGUUGCGAUAAGACAAGCUGCGGAGCCAACCUUGUUGGUCCAACGGGAACCUUUUCUUCGGUCAACUUCCCCAAUGGAUACAACAACAAUGAUUACUGCCGAUGGAAGAUCACAGUACGUUCGGACAGAAAAGUCAUGAUCACAUUUAACAGUUUCAAAACACAGGCAGGGAAAGACUUUGUUGAGGUGUACGAUGGUAGAAACGGUCAGCUCAUCACUAAACUGUCAGGCAUCCAUUCUAAACCAAUUUCGUUCACCUCUAACUCGAACAUGAUGGACGUGAAAUUCUACUCAGAUUCUAAAGAUGUUACAGAUGGUUUUGAAGCAUCGUACGAGCCUGUUUCUUGUGGAGGACUUGUCACGCAGCUUGGUUCCGUCAUAAAGUCCCCUAACUACCCCAACAAUUACCCAAAUGGAGUGAAAUGCGUUUGGGCCCUUAACAUUGGACAUGCUUUCCAACUUGAAUUCGACUCCUUCAACACUCAACCAAGUUAUGACUAUUUAAGAGGGUAUGACUCUCUCUCGUCUUUCACAGCCGCCAAUCUCGAAUUUGAGUACGAGGACGAGUGGGUCAGACUCAAAGUCCAGUCUACAACAGGCCAAAUGCUUUUAAUAUUUUCAUCCAAUGGAUCCGUGAAUAGGAAGGGUUUCCAGUUAACCGUUAAGAAGUAUCAAGUAAUUGUAGGCCGAAAGAAAAGAGAUCUAGUCUUUCAUUAUUGAUUGAACGACCCAUCAAAAUUAUAGAGAAUGUACUCGUGUGAUGUUAGAUAGUGGUGAUGGUUCAAUGGUAUUUGUAUUAACAAGGCCUUAAUAAAUGCUUAUUUCACAUAGA